This is a messenger RNA of Sphaeramia orbicularis (orbiculate cardinalfish), 802 nucleotides long. It is a transcript of the gene spp2, whose product is annotated as secreted phosphoprotein 2. Lineage: Eukaryota; Metazoa; Chordata; Actinopteri; Kurtiformes; Apogonidae. The record is from RefSeq and is a predicted model, not a curated record. Gene Ontology annotation, cellular component: extracellular region. Bases 146 to 712 code for a protein of 188 amino acids. Gene Ontology annotation, biological process: bone remodeling. The transcript is spliced from 6 exons.
GAUGGAAGCUGGACAGACAGGAAAGGAGGUUCUUUUUAAAGGGAUAAAUCAGAUAAGAGGCAGGGCAAAGUAGCAUCCGGAUAUAAGUUAAUGAUAUUUCAGGAAGAUCAUUGAAAAAGUCACUCUUUUUUUGGUGCUAGUCAGGAUGAAGUUGUACCUGCUUCUCUUGACCUUGCUGCAGUUUCUGGGAUGCUCAGGCGCCCCGCUGUACAACUCGGAGCUGGAGGCGGUGGCUAACAGAGGUCUGCAAGCGGCUCUGUCUGAGGUCAACUCCAUGUACGCAGCCUCUCAUCUGUAUGGGGUGACUCGUGGGUCUAUCUCAAGGGUCAUUCCUGUGGGCAUGAAUAUGGUUGAUCUGCUGAUGACAUUUGGCAUCAAAGAAACACAGUGUCUGAAAACCUCCAGAAACGACCCACAGACGUGUGCCUUCAGACCUGGCUUCUUUGUGCCGUCUUUCUCCUGCUUCAGUCGGGUUCGUAUGACCUCCACCUCCGCCCAGGUGGUUUCUCUCAGAUGUGGACAUGAUGGGAGCUCCAGCUCAGAGUCCAGUGAAGAGGUUUUCUCAAGAAGGAGACACCAGAUAAAUGUGCCAUUUGCAAACAGAGAAAAUAAUCCUCCUCCACCUCCACCCGUCCACCCUGACCGCUUAUUCCAAAACCCAACAGAGGACGUCCAACCCCGAGGAGACACCUUCAGCAACUUUGUGGAGUGAAAGCUAUGUUCAUGAGUCAAACUUUAAAUAAAAAUUGUAUUUCACUAAAAUAUUUUAGUCUUUUUUUUUUUUUUUUAACAUGAGUCACAU